AUGGAAAUGCUGGCAAGGACCAUCAAGUACCUGCAGCUCAACCCAGCCUCCCAGGCUAAGCUGACCAUGCUCAACACGGUGUGCAAGAUCCAGGGCCAGGUGAAGAACCCCGGCUACCCACAGUGGGAGGGGCUCCUGAGCGAGUGCCUGAUCCGCCACCAGGAGCUGGGCAACAAGUCCAACUUUAGUGACACACUGCUGGAUGCCGGCGAGUCCAUGAAGCACCUGGCAGAGGUGAAGGACUCCCUGGACAUAGAAGUCAAGUAG
This is a messenger RNA of Pongo pygmaeus (Bornean orangutan), 267 nucleotides long. RefSeq names its product endophilin-A2-like. The transcript has a single exon. The record is from RefSeq and is a predicted model, not a curated record. Lineage: Eukaryota; Metazoa; Chordata; Mammalia; Primates; Hominidae. Gene Ontology annotation, molecular function: protein binding. The coding region runs from base 1 to 267 and encodes 88 amino acids. Gene Ontology annotation, cellular component: cytoplasm.